Malaclemys terrapin pileata is the source of this 933-nucleotide messenger RNA. It is a transcript of the gene PAX4, whose product is annotated as paired box 4. Lineage: Eukaryota; Metazoa; Chordata; Testudines; Emydidae. Gene Ontology annotation, biological process: regulation of transcription by RNA polymerase II; anatomical structure development. Gene Ontology annotation, molecular function: RNA polymerase II cis-regulatory region sequence-specific DNA binding; DNA-binding transcription factor activity, RNA polymerase II-specific. The transcript is spliced from 10 exons. Bases 1 to 933 code for a protein of 310 amino acids. The record is from RefSeq and is a predicted model, not a curated record.
AUGCCGCACCAAGGGGCUGGCGGCGUGAACCAGCUGGGGGGGCUCUUCGUGAAUGGCCGCCCCCUGCCCCCCUGCAAGAGGAAGAGGAUCGUCCAGUUGGCGGCGAGUGGGGUGCGCGCCUGUGACAUCUCGCGGAGCCUGAAGGUAUCCAAUGGCUGUGUCAGCAAGAUCCUGGGCCGCUACUACCAGACAGGCGCCGUGGAGCCGAAGGCCAUCGGCGGCAGCAAGCCCCGCAUGGCCACCCCAGAGGUGGUGGCCCGAAUCGCGCAGCUGAAGCUGGAGCACCCGUCCAUCUUCGCGUGGGAGAUCAGGAGGAAGCUGGGCUCCGAAGGCAUCUGCGCCAGCGACCGGACGCCCAGCGUGUCCUCCAUCAACCGGGUGCUGAGGAACCUGCAAGGGGACAUGCGGCUCACAGCUGACUUUGGUCAGAGCCCUGUCUGCCUCCCAGCCCUUCCACCAGCCAGCUCUGAAACUCCCUCCCCUUUCUCAGCGUCGGCCAGGGGACCCCCGCCGGGCGUCCAGCACCGGAACAGGACGAUCUUCUCAAGCCAGCAGUCCGUGGCCUUGGAGAAAGAAUUCCAGAGAGGGCAGUACCCCGACUCCGCUACCCGGGAGAAACUGGCCUCAGCCACCCAGCUCCCCGACACCACCAUCAGGGUUUGGUUUUCAAACCGAAGAGCCAAAUGGAGACGAGAGGCAAAGCUGAAGCUGGAGACUGACGGUGCAGGGUCGUGGUGUGACUGGAUUCUGUCCCCCUUUGCACCAACUCCCCAGGCCUUUGCUGCUUUUCAUCCAUCCUCAAUGACUGACACCAUCUCCACACAGGCUUCCCCUCUGCCCGCCAGACCCACGCCAUCAGCCAGCAACGGGGCUCUGACCCUUCUCCCAGGGGAUGAUCCCGGCUGGAUCCACCCCGUCAGGACGGUGGAUUAG